This is a messenger RNA of Octodon degus (degu), 557 nucleotides long. It is a transcript of the gene Il38, whose product is annotated as interleukin 1 family member 10. Gene Ontology annotation, biological process: inflammatory response to antigenic stimulus; cellular response to lipopolysaccharide; cytokine-mediated signaling pathway. Lineage: Eukaryota; Metazoa; Chordata; Mammalia; Rodentia; Octodontidae. The transcript is spliced from 5 exons. The record is from RefSeq and is a predicted model, not a curated record. Gene Ontology annotation, molecular function: interleukin-1 receptor binding; cytokine activity. Bases 99 to 557 code for a protein of 152 amino acids.
CAGCGGAGCUGCUCCUGAGAAGUCAGUUGGCGGCUCCAGGCUUCGUGGUCCCAGGCACCCAGCAUUGCAGUGAAGACCAGACACCCCUGAUUGCAGGAAUGUGCUCACUCCCCAUGGCAAGAUAUUACAUAAUCAGAGAUGCGGAUCAGAAGGCUCUAUACAUACGAGGUGACCAGCUUCUAGUGGGAGAUCCUGACACAGACAACUGCAGUGCAGAGAAGAUCUGCAUCCUUCCUAACAGAGGUCUGGACCGCACCAGGGUCCCUAUCUUCCUUGGAAUCCAGGGAGGGAGUCGCUGCCUAGCAUGUGUGGAGACACGAGAGGGCCCUUCCCUCCAGCUGCAGGAUGUGAACAUCGAGGAUCUGUACAAGGGAGGUGAGCAGGCGACCCGCUUCACCUUCUUCCAGAGCAGCCUGGGCUCUGCCUUCAGGCUUGAGGCUGCUGCCUACCCAGGCUGGUUCCUCUGUGGCCCAGAUGAGCCCCAGCAGCCUGUCCAGCUCUCCAAGGAGAGCGAACCCUCAGCCCGUACUCAGUUCUACUUCGAACAGAGUCGGUAG